ACGCUGCUAACACAGCGGGUGUGAAAGACGACGCCAUUUUGGCUCUAAUGUACUCCAGUAGCUUAUUCUGGAUUCGAUAUUUUCAAUCUUUUACGUUUUAAAUUUUCAUUUAGACUAGAAAUUUGGUUUCACAAAUUGCACCUAAUCCUAUUUUAGCUUGGUUUUAUUGUGUUAAUAUUUUGCCAAAAGGAAAAAAAGCACGCUCGGAAACCUUUACGACCAAACUCACUUAAGCGUUUCUUCCUUAGCUUUUCGUGUUUUUUUUAUAUAUAUAACUUUUGCUAUGGGUGUCUGUUCUGCACCGCACUGCUCUAACUCGUCCUACAUAGGCAAACAGCUGUUUCGGUUUCCCAAAGACCCUGAACGUAAGAAGAAAUGGGUGGUUAACUGUCAACGUGACUUUGAACCGACUCCUCACUCCAGACUGUGUCAAGAUCACUUUGAGCAGAGCCAGUUUGAGGAAAUAGCCAAGUCCUCAGCCGGCCGCAAGAAGCUAAAGCCCAACGCCAUCCCCACUCUGUUCUGUGUCAGGAACCCUCCUUACCCUGCUGUCACCACUCCAUACAUCCGACUGACGCCACUGAAGGAUGAACCAGAAAAGGAGCUUAUUUACAAAGACCAUGGCUACGCCAGGCACACCCCCCUACCUGGCAUGGGGGAGGAGAACGCUGCAGCGGAGCACGAUCCUUGCCUGGAGUGUGAGCUCCUGAAGAAACAGCUGGACGAGGAGAUGCAGCAAACAUUGCGACUAAAGCAAGAGGUAAGAGUGAUGAAGAAGCGCCUCUAUAGGCUCAGUCGGAUUGAGAUGGGUCUCCAGAGCUUUCUGUAUGAGGAUCAGAUCAGGGCUUUGUCCCUCCCCAAGCGCUCACGCCGAGCUGUCUGGUCCCCAGAGACAAUCCUGGAGGCUCGAAAUAUCCGCAGUAUUGUCGGAACCAAAGGCUACGACUAUCUGAGAGAGAUUGGGUAUCCCCUACCCUCCUAUCGGACUCUGUGUAACCGCGUGGAGACUAAGCUCAUGGUCACAACGGACAUAAACUGUGAGGACCUGGAUGAGCUGCAUCUGGGAUUCAUGGCCUCAUGCGAAAGUCCUAUAGAAAGGGUUGGAGACCAUGAUGAGGAAGAGCUAAUAGGGGUUUUGUCUUAAUCUGCAUGGGAACUACAGGUGGGAGAAUUUCCCACCGUUUCCCUUGACCUUAACAGAAAAAGGAGUUUUGUGAGCUGAAAUGUCUGUCUGUGAGAUGCCUUCGCUCAGGUCAAGUAAGACGCUCACAAUCGCAGUUGGCACUAGUUUAUCCAGUAGUGAUUCCAGCAUUGCAAAAGCUAGAAAACCCUAAAGUUAAUUAAGUCAUUUGAAAGAACGAAUGUUUGUAAAUAUGGGAUUUGGGGACAAAAAUUGCAUCAAGCAUCGUAGAAUUUGCUGCUUGUUUCUCUUGAGCUGCUCAUGUUAGCGUUCUAUUCUGGUUCUAUGUUUGGACCACUUUACACUGAAUACGGAAUUUUUAUAUUGACGCAAAAGAACAGGUGCUGGAAUUAAAGUCUAACAAUAAAACCUGAACAGAAGUGAAAA
Molecule: messenger RNA, 1567 nt
Organism: Oryzias latipes (Japanese medaka)
Lineage: Eukaryota; Metazoa; Chordata; Actinopteri; Beloniformes; Adrianichthyidae
Biological process (GO): regulation of transcription by RNA polymerase II
Cellular component (GO): nucleus
Molecular function (GO): DNA-binding transcription factor activity; RNA polymerase II cis-regulatory region sequence-specific DNA binding
Source: RefSeq, a predicted model, not a curated record